This is a messenger RNA of Manis pentadactyla (Chinese pangolin), 1197 nucleotides long. Its product is annotated as putative gustatory receptor clone PTE01. Gene Ontology annotation, biological process: G protein-coupled receptor signaling pathway. The transcript has a single exon. Gene Ontology annotation, cellular component: membrane. Gene Ontology annotation, molecular function: G protein-coupled receptor activity; olfactory receptor activity. The record is from RefSeq and is a predicted model, not a curated record. NCBI's taxonomy places the organism in Eukaryota, Metazoa, Chordata, Mammalia, Pholidota, Manidae. The coding region runs from base 90 to 1058 and encodes 322 amino acids.
AUUCAAAAUGUAGAUGGAGUGCUGGCUUCCUGUGUGCUUGUUACAUUUAUUCCCAGCCUUUUUUCCUUUCUAGGAGGUGUCUCAGCUACAUGGGAACAAAGAAUCUAACACAUGUCACAGAAUUCCUCCUCCUGGGCCUCUCAGAUGAUCCGGAACUGCAGCCCCUUAUCUUUGGCCUCUUCCUGUCCAUGUACCUGGUCACCAUCCUGGGGAACCUGCUCAUCAUCCUGGCUGUCGGCACUGACCCCCACCUCCACACCCCCAUGUACUUCUUCCUCUCCAUCCUGUCCUUGGCUGACAUUGGUUUCACCUCCACCACGGUCCCCAAGAUGAUACUGGACAAUCAGACUCAUAGCCGAGUCAUCUCCUAUGCAGGCUGCCUGACUCAGAUGUCUAUUUGUAUUGCUUUUGGAUGUAUGGACAGCAUACUCCUGACUGCGAUGGCCUAUGACCGAUUUGUGGCCAUCUGUCACCCCCUGCACUACCCAGUGAUUAUGAAUCCCCGUCUCUGUGGCCUGCUAGUUUUGGCAUCAUUUUUCAUCAGCCUUUUGGACUCCCAUUUGCACAGUCUGAUGGUGGUACAACUCACCUUCUUCAUAGAUGUGGAACUGCCUAAUUUCUUCUGUGGCCCUUCUCAGCUAUUCAACAUUGCUUGCUUUAAAAUCCCCACCAACGCCAUAUUAAUGUAUUUUACUGGUGCCAUUUUUGGUGGUGUUCCGGUCUCAGGGAUCCUUCUCUCUUACUAUAAAAUCGUUUCCUCAAUUCUGAGAGUCCCCUCGGCAGGUGGGAAGUCCAAAGCGUUCUCCACCUGUGGCUCUCACUUGUUAGUUGUUUGCUUGUUUUACGGCACAGGCCUUGGGGUGUUCUUCAGUUCAGCUGCCUCAGGGGCUCGCAGGAAGCGUGCGGUGGCCUCGUUGAUGUACACAGUGGUCACCCCUAUGCUGAACCCCUUCAUCUAUAGCCUGAGGAACAGGGACAUGACAGGAACCCUGCAGAGACUCCUCAGAGGUGCAGCCAAAUCUCAACGCCUGUGCCACCUUUCUCAGCAUGUGGGUUGAAAAAUUCAGUAAAACCAAAUAGCUGGAACACGAAAUUGUGCCCAUUUGGUUACAUGAUCUUUGUGGUUCUUGUUCCUGUCAAUACCCUCAGUGUCUCCUAUCUGAGUAUUGAUUAUUUGAUCCACUAUCAGUAGGAUUG